AUGUACCAGUUCUUCAAAGACGGCUUCUUCAACUUCGAACUCGUCCGACUACUUGGAUCUGCAACCUUUGGCGGAUGCGAGAUCGGCGAGGCACUCGAUGUCCUCCCUCUCAUCAAAGAACAAGACCCGAACAGCUGGUAUAAUGCAUGGGUGAAAGCCGGAUCCCGAGCAGAAACACUUGCCAAAGAGGCCGAGCUACAAGGAAACCUAGCCGCCCGCCGCAAUGCAUUGCUCCGAUCCGCGAACUAUUUCCGCGCAGCUCAAUUCAUGCUCAACACGCGACCAGAUGACCGCAUUCUCGAAACGGCAGAGCGCUCGAUCCAGAACUUCAAAAAGGCCAUCCGUCUCCUGGACGGGCCUGUUUACGAAGUUGACAUCCCAUACGAGGGCAUUCACCUGCCAGGCUACCUCUACUUGCCCCCAACGUCCAAGCGCUUACGAGACGCCAAGACGCCUGUCUUGAUCAGCACUGGAGGCCUAGACUCGACCGUUGAGGAGCUUUAUUUUAUUGGCGGGGCCUCAGGGCCCGAGCUGGGAUACGCCGUGCUUACAUUCGAAGGCCCCGGUCAAGGCAUUGUAUUGCGCCGCGAGGCCCACUCAUACAUGCGACCUGAUUGGGAAGUUGUCACGGGGGCCGUGGUGGACUUUCUCUACGGAUUCGCGACGCAGCAUCCCGAUCUCGAGCUCGAUCUGACCCGCAUUGCGCUCCAUGGUGCCACGCUGGGAGGCUAUUACGCGCUGAGAGGCGCGGCCGAUCCCCGUAUCUCCGCCUGUAUCGCGGUAGACCCGUUCUAUUCGAUGUGGGAAGUUGCCAUCACUCGCAUGCCAGCUCCUUUUAUCAAGGCCUGGACAUCAGGCUGGCUGGGCGAUGGCAUCUUCAACGGCACAAUGAACAUUCUUUCCCGGCUCAACUUCCAGAUCAAAUGGGAGAUGAACCAGGUGCAGUGGGCCAUGGGUAUGAAGACCCCGGCAGAUGCCAUGCGACGUAUGCAGGACUUUACUCUCCGGACUGCCGAUGGUGGAGAGUACCUUGAUCAGGUCAAGUGCCCUGUCAUGGUCACGGGCGCUGCAGCGUCCAUCUACGCCACAGAGGACCCCAGUGCGAACAAGGUGUUUAGCCGGCUGCAGCAUCUUCCCGACGAGCGUAAGCGUCUGUGGAUUGGCAAGGAGGUGUCAGACGGAGGGCUGCAGGCCAAAGUUGGCAUCUUUGGCUUAGCGCAGCAUCGGGUCUUCGCUUUCCUGGAUGAGCAGUUUGGAAUCCAUCGAGGUGCAUAG
Molecule: messenger RNA, 1275 nt
Organism: Aspergillus bombycis
Lineage: Eukaryota; Fungi; Ascomycota; Eurotiomycetes; Eurotiales; Aspergillaceae
Gene: psoB
Product: hydrolase psoB
Exons: 1
Coding region: 1-1275 (424 amino acids)
Source: RefSeq, a predicted model, not a curated record